GCUCGCUCUCAGUGCCAAAAAAAUCAAGCACAAGGAUGGCAGCCGCAACAACAGCAGUAGCAGUAGCAGAAGCAAGUGAGGGAGAUAAGUACCGUAUUUAUAUAUAUGGAGAGGGUGAGAAGAACACCAAAUGGAGAUACGGUGCUCCUCCCAACUACGAUUUAGUCAACAAGCUCUUUGAGGAAGGCCGAACUAAGGUAUGGCCCGCAGGCUCUCUAGAAGAAAAGGUGCAAAACCUUGUGAAGACAUGGGAGAUGGAGAUGUUCCACAAGACAUGCUGGGAUGACUAUAAAACGUUGGAUCCAUCCAACUAUACUUUGAGUCUCAACGGAAGAAAGGGCAUAACACUAGAAGAAAAACGCCUCCUUGGGGGAGGAUACAACUCGUUGUUGCAGACAUCCUUGCCUGAGAAGUACCGAUGCUACAAUCCUGCAAUAGAAACAGCAGACUCAUCUCACAAGGCCUUCACAACAGCAUUCCCUCGUGGGUUUGCGUUGGAAGUGCUUCACGUGUAUUCGGGCCCACCGGUGAUUGUGUACAAGUUUCGGCAUUGGGGAUUCAUGGAGGGGCCCUUUCAAGGCCAUCCUCCAACUGGGGAGAAGAUAGAAUUUUAUGGGAUGGCCGUUUUCCAGGUUGAUGAAAUGAUGAAAGUAGUGAAGGUGGAAUUCUUCUAUGACCGGGGCGAGCUGCUUGGAGCUCUUCUUAAGGGUGCUAAUUCAGAAAGUUCAGGAACUUUGAGCUGCCCUUUCUUGAACACUGCUUCAUAGAUCACUCUUUCGUUUGGUGACCCUCAUUCGCAUGCAUAUGCACAUGUACUUGUGUGUGAGCGUGUGCAUGCAUCCAUCCAUUUAGAGGUGUGUGCACAUGUUUCAGGUCCCCUCCAGCCCUGUUCUUGAUAUGUUCUGUUUGUGGUUUAAAGAUUUGAUAUAUGAUAUUAAGCAAAAAUAAUUACUGAA
Molecule: messenger RNA, 956 nt
Organism: Magnolia sinica
Lineage: Eukaryota; Viridiplantae; Streptophyta; Magnoliopsida; Magnoliales; Magnoliaceae
Product: pathogen-related protein-like
Exons: 4
Coding region: 36-767 (243 amino acids)
Source: RefSeq, a predicted model, not a curated record